GAUGGGAACAUCGAGUACAAGCUAAAGCUAGUGAAUCCCUCACAAUAUCGCUUUGAGCACCUGGUGACACAGAUGAAGUGGCGACUACAGGAAGGCCGAGGUGAGGCCGUCUAUCAGAUUGGUGUGGAGGACAACGGGCUGCUGGUUGGCCUCUCAGAGGAGGAGAUGCGUGCCUCGCUCAAGACACUGCGCCGUAUGGCAGAGAAAGUUGGGGCUGACAUUACAGUGCUGCGGGAGAGGGAGGUUGAUUACGACAGCGAUGUUCCAAGGAAGAUAACGGAGGUGCUUGUCCGAAAGGUGCCUGACAAUCAGCAGUUCUUAGACCUCCGAGUAGCUGUGCUGGGGAAUGUCGACUCAGGGAAGUCAACUUUGUUGGGUGUCCUAACACAAGGAGAGCUGGACAACGGGCGGGGCAGAGCACGCCUCAACCUCUUCCGGCAUCUCCAUGAAAUCCAGUCAGGAAGAACGUCAAGCAUCAGCUUUGAGAUCCUCGGCUUCAACAGCAAAGGAGAGGUGGUAAAUUACAGUGACUCCCGAACAGCAGAAGAGAUCUGUGAGAGUUCUUCCAAAAUGAUCACUUUCAUUGACCUGGCUGGCCACCACAAGUAUCUGAAAACAACCAUCUUUGGCCUCACCAGCUACUGCCCAGACUUUGCUAUGCUGGUGGUUAGCGCCAACACUGGCAUUGCAGGCACAACGCGAGAGCACUUGGGCUUGGCCAUGGCCCUCAAGGUCCCUUUCUUCAUUGUCAUCAGCAAAGUUGACUUGUGUUCGAAAGCCACUGUGGAACGGACAGUGAAGCAGCUGGAGCGAAUCUUGAAGCAGCCAGGCUGCAACAAGCUCCCCCUGCUUGUGAACUCAGAUGACGAUGCUGUUACAGCAGCACAGCAGUUCGCACAGUCUCCCAACAUCACCCCAAUCUUCACACUGUCCAGUGUUUCUGGGGAGAACUUGGAUCUCUUAAAAGUCUUCCUCAAUAUCCUCCCUCCACUGACCAACAGUAAAGAGCAGGAAGAACUAAUGCAGCAACUUACAGAGUUUCAGGUCGAUGAAAUUUAUACUGUGCCAGAGGUGGGGACUGUUGUGGGAGGAACUCUGUCAAGUGGGAUCUGCCGAGAAGGGGAGAACCUGGUGGUUGGUCCCACAGAUGAUGGGAAGUUUCUCCAGCUGAAAGUGUGCAGUAUCCAACGCAACCGCUCUGCUUGCCGUGUGCUGCGGGCUGGGCAGGCAGCCACACUGGCCCUCGGACCCUUUGACCGCUCCCUGCUGCGCAAGGGCAUGGUCAUGGUGAGCCCAGAAAUGAACCCCACAAUCUGCUCAGUGUUUGAAGCUGAGAUCGUGUUGUUGUUCCAUGCCACAACUUUCCGGAAGGGGUUUCAGGUGACGGUGCAUGUGGGGAAUGUGCGACAGACUGCUAUCGUAGAGAAGAUCCAUGGAAAGGACAAGCUGCGGACAGGAGAGAAGGCAGUUGUCCGUUUCAGGUUCAUCAAGCAUCCUGAAUACUUGAAGAUUGGAGCCAAGCUGCUUUUCCGUGAAGGAGUCACCAAAGGCAUUGGGCAUGUCACUGACCUCCAAGCCAUCACCACCAAAGAAAAUGGCCUGGAGGAGUCCCUGGGGCCUGGACAGCUGAGCUUCUGACUACCACUAGCGUGGGUGUCCCUCCUCCACACUGUGAGAUGGAGCCUGGGAGAGUUUCUCACAUUCAGUGCUGUACGUGGGGCAAGUUAAGCAUGUUCUCCACAUGGCCUGCAGCUUUCAUUACUCUGCCCUCCUUCAGAAUAGAUCAGAGGCACCACCAGACCUGGGCAGGCAAGUUCUGUCUUUGUUUACUGUUUUAAAAUUACCGGUUGGGAGGAGCAGAACCCUUGGAGACUAGCAGUGAAGUGAUGUUUUUCCGUCUCUGACACAAGAUCUGGUCCCAUUUCUGCUCUCUGAGCACUGGGUUGAUAACAAUCCUCUCUUGAGUCACUCUGCAGCACAUCUUUCUGGGCAGAGGAUGGAAGAGGCCCUGCUAGCCACAGCAGGGGCUUGGUUGAACCCCUCAGAAUGCAUUCAGGACACUUUUUAACCAUUUUAAUCUUGGUUGGCUUUAAUCUGCUGUGUGUCCGUUUGUGUGUUGGUUUUGCAUUACUCAAAUCUUGAGCGUCGUACUGUUGGACAAAUGUCUUGUUCCCCACUCACAUGUACACACUCCUUCAGCAUCCUGCUUUCUGACUCCCAGGAAGCUGUGGCUGCUCCGAGUAGCGCAGCCUCCCAAUGUAAAGUCAUGAAGGCAGGUUUUGCGCUUGCAUCUGUUCCUUGCAGC
Messenger RNA from Phaethon lepturus (White-tailed tropicbird), 2305 nucleotides. RefSeq names its product GTP binding protein 2 (gene GTPBP2). Lineage: Eukaryota; Metazoa; Chordata; Aves; Phaethontiformes; Phaethontidae. The transcript is spliced from 12 exons. Gene Ontology annotation, molecular function: GTPase activity; GTP binding; translation elongation factor activity. Bases 73 to 1638 code for a protein of 521 amino acids. Gene Ontology annotation, biological process: translational elongation. The record is from RefSeq and is a predicted model, not a curated record.